AACUUUUGUUCACCUCACCACCACCACACUAAAACGAGAUGGUCCGCAUCGUACUGCCGCUCAGUGCCCUUCUGAGUCUCUCGAUGGCCGAGACAUUCAAGGGCAAAGCCACACUCUAUGGUCCGGCCGACGGCGUCGACGUCUUCAGCGGCAACUGCGGGCUCAUGGACGCCCUUCCGACGUCGCGCCAGUUCCAAGUCGCCAUGAACCUCGACCAGUACCAACAAGGAAUCCACUGCGGCCGCUGCAUCCAAGCCCAGUGCACCGACGCCCGUUGCAAGGACACACCAAAAGUCACCGGCCAAGUCACCAACACGUGCCCGGGCUGCGCCAAGGGCGACCUCACGUUUUCGCAGCCCUUCUUCAAGCAGCUCACGGGCGCCACGACCGACUGGUUCCAGAUCUCGUGGGCGUUCGUCGACUGUCCCGUCGCCGGCGGCGUCAAAGUGUGCGCCAAGUCGGGCAGCUCGCCGUACUGGCUCGCGGUGCAGCCGACCAACACGAUCGGCGGCGUCCAGAGCAUGAUGGUGAACGGCAAGCCGGCUCGGUACGCGACCGAGAUCACCAACUACUACUUCCAGGCCGAGCCCAAGCCGGAGGUGCCGCUGGCCAACACGACGGUGACGAUGACGUCGUUCGCGGGUGAGACGAUCACGGCGACGGUAGCGUUGACGGAGGGCAAGUGCACGGAGAUCCCACAGCAGUUCGGCCACCCGGGGACGCCGACACCGACACCGACGUCCGGUACCCCGACACCGACACCGACGUCCAGUAGCCCGACACCGACACCGAGUGACCCGACACCGAGCACGUGUGGCGCACCGGAAGCCAACAUCGACUACUACGGCAAUGACGUCGGCAGUCUCCAGGUCGUCGGACCCCAGGCCGACCAACUGCGUGAGUGCUGCAGUGCGUGCACCAAGAACGACCGUUGCCAUGCCUUUUCGGUCGCCGGGGAAACGUGCUACCUCAAGUCGUCGGCGGACGGACGCAAGGUGGCGCCCGGUGUUGUGUCGGCGCGCAAGACAUCGGCGCCAACACCGACACCGACUACACGCGCCUGCGGGUCGCCCGAGUGGAACACCGACUUGUUUGGCAACGAUAUCUCCAACUUUAAGGCCUACGGUGACUUUACGUCCAUGAUGGCGCAGUGCUGCGAUGGCUGCAAGAAGACAUUGUCCUGUGCGGCCUUUACACUGGCCGACGGCGUCUGCUACCUCAAGCACGCCGUCGGCAACCGCCAGGCCACGAGCGGAGCUACAUCCGUGGCCAUGGUCGCAGCGUAA
Molecule: messenger RNA, 1286 nt
Organism: Saprolegnia parasitica CBS 223.65
Lineage: Eukaryota; Oomycota; Saprolegniomycetes; Saprolegniales; Saprolegniaceae
Exons: 1
Coding region: 39-1286 (415 amino acids)
Biological process (GO): proteolysis
Cellular component (GO): extracellular region
Molecular function (GO): protein binding
Source: RefSeq, a predicted model, not a curated record